CCGCUUCCCUGCCUGCCUGCGUCUCCUGGACUUGUAUUCUCUUCUCUUCAACGCUCGUUCUCUUCGACUUGGUCGUGUGGUAAAACUUUAAUUUUAUUUGAGAUGGAAUCUCCACUCGAUAGUUCUGGUGGCGCUGCUGUUCUUAGCGAGGAGAACGGCUACUCUGAAACAGCUGUUAACCACUCUGAUGGUGAUGUCAAACAACAUUCUAUGGUGAACGGUCUUUCAAAUGGAUAUGACAAAGAGAAAGAUAAAGAAAGACAUAAGGAUAGGGAUAAACAUGACAAGGAAAAAUAUCGUGAGAAAGACAAGCAUAGGGACAGUGAUCGUGACAAGCAUCGAACCAAAGACGUUGAUAAAGAAAAAUACAGGGAUAAGGACAAAGAGAAACACAAGGAGCACAAGGAAAGGGAUCGUGACAAGGAUAAACACAGAGACAAAGAAAGGGAGAAAGAUAAGGACAAAGAAAGGGAUAGAAACAAAGAGAAAGACAAGGAAAGGGAUAAGGAUCGUGAUAAAUCCAAGCACAAUUCAAGUUCUUCUAGCAAAGACAAACACAGUAGUAGUAGUAGUUCUAAGGAUAAAGAUAAAGAUAGGAAGGAUAGAGAUAGAGAAAAGGAUAAAGAAAGGAGUAAGCAUCAUGAUGACAAAGAAAGAAAAGACAAAGAUCACAAAAGUAGCAGCAGUUCAAGCAAAGAUAAAGAGCACAAAAGUUCUAGUUCCAGUAAACACAGUAGUUCUUCCAAACCGAGUUCAGAAAGCACUUCCAAAGACAAAGAACAUAGGGAUAAAGAUAAGGAACGUGAAAAGGACAAAGAAAGGGACAAAAAUCGUGACAAAGACAAAGAACGCAGUAAAGAUAAGCACAGCUCUAGUUCCAGCAAGGAUAAGGAGCGACAUAGUUCGGAUAAACACAAAUCCGACAGAGAAAAGGAAAAGCACAGUUCCAGCUCUAGUAAAGACAAAGACAGACAUAGUUCCGAUAAGAAGGAUAAAUACAAAGAUAAAGAAAGAUCUAAGGACAAAGAGAAGGAGAAGGCAAAGGAAAAGGAUAAGUCUGCUGAAGACUCUAUUUUAGAUACCUCACAUAUCAAAAGUGAAACUUCCCCGAUAAAAGAGGAACCUGAGAGCUUCUCCUUCCAAACAUCAAUAAAGGAAGAGUCCAUGGAUAUUGAUGAUGAUGAUGGAAAGCUGAUGAUCAAAGAAGAGCCGACUGAUGAUGAAAGCAAGAUGGAGAGCAGUUUUGAUGCAUCAAACGUCAAAGAGGAAGAUGAUGACGAUGAUGAUGUGCCUAUGGCUGCUCGAAUGGCUAAGAUGAAAAGAGAAAUGGAGUCUGAUGAUGAAGACGAUCUUCCUUUGAUAGCUCGCAAGAAGCCCAAGAAAGAAGGCAGUGCGAAGAAGAGGAAAAAGGAAGAGAGUGAUGAUGAAGAAGACUUUAAACCGGCAAAGAAGAAAAAACAAAUCAAGAAGGAAACAAAAUCCACUAAAGGUAAAGCUUCAGAAACAAGCCUAACAGAAAGUCCAAAGAAAGGAAGAAAGAAAAAGGAAGAGGAGGAACAAGAAGUGUGGAAAUGGUGGGAAGAAGAGAAGAAGCCGGAUGGUGUAAAGUGGAAUUUCCUGGAACAUAAAGGACCUGUGUUUGCCCCUCCUUACGAGCCACUUCCACCCAAUGUCAAAUUUUACUAUGACGGAGAGGAGAUGAAACUUUCCACCGAGGCUGAAGAAAUAGCCACAUUCUACGCUAGGAUGUUGGAUCAUGACUAUACAACCAAGGAAGCCUUUAACAAGAAUUUUAUGCAUGACUGGAGGAAGAAAAUGACCAGACAAGAACAAGAGACGAUAACAUCGUUGAAGAAGUGCAAUUUCAAACAUAUGCACGCCUACUUCAUCAAAUUGUCUGAAGAGAGAAAAGCAAUGAGUAAAGAAGAAAAGAAGGCGAUAAAGGAGAAAAAUGAAGAGAUGCAGAAGGAGUAUGGCUUCUGCACUAUUGAUGGACACAAAGAGAAAAUCGGUAACUUCAAGAUAGAACCCCCGGGACUGUUCAGAGGACGAGGAGAGCAUCCGAAGAUGGGGAAGCUGAAGCAGAGAGUGGUGGCGGAGGAUAUAAUCAUCAACUGCAGCAAAGACAGCAAAGUUCCCAAACCUCCUCCUGGACACAAGUGGAAGGAAGUGCGGCACGAUAACACAGUAACUUGGUUAGCCAGCUGGACUGAGAAUGUACAGGGCCAAGUGAAAUACAUCAUGUUGAAUCCCUCAUCCAAACUGAAAGGUGAAAAAGACUGGCAGAAAUACGAGACAGCACGGAAGUUGGCCAAGAGUAUAGACAAGAUCCGAGAAGAUUACAUAGCAGAUUGGAAAUCCAAGGAGAUGAAGAUCAGACAAAGAGCUGUAGCCAUGUACUUCAUUGACAAGCUUGCGCUGAGAGCGGGUAACGAGAAAGACGAGGACCAAGCGGACACAGUCGGCUGCUGCUCUCUGCGUGUGGAGCACAUUCAGUUGAUGGAGGAGAAAGAUGGCAAGGAGAAUGUUGUGGUGUUUGACUUCUUAGGUAAAGACUCCAUUAGAUACUACAACGAAGUUCCGGUAGAAAGGAGAGUUUUCAAAAAUCUCAUGUUGUUCAUGGAGAACAAAAAACCACAGGACGAUCUCUUUGACAGAUUAAAUACGGCUGUUUUAAACAAGCACUUGUCUGAUCUCAUGGAUGGACUAACGGCCAAGGUGUUCCGUACGUACAACGCUUCGUGGACAUUGCAAGCUCAACUGAAAGAACUUACGGACCCUGACACCACUGUUGCUGAGAAGCUGUUAGCGUACAACCGUGCCAACCGUGCUGUGGCCAUCUUGUGUAACCAUCAACGUGCUGUGCCCAAGACACACGACAAAUCUAUGGCCAAUCUGAGAGAGAAACUGGCCAAUAAACGAGCUGCUGUUGAGGAAGCAGAGAAAAAUUUCAAGCACGCCAAACGAGACGCCAAGAACGGCUCGGCUAAGGAAAAAAUUGCUGCAGACAAGGCUAAGAAGACUCUGGAAAGACUCAGAGAACAACUCCUGAAACUGGAACUGCAGGAAACCGACAAGGAAGAGAACAAGUGUAUCGCUCUGGGAACAUCCAAGCUCAACUACCUGGACCCUAGGAUAUCAGUGGCUUGGUGUAAGAAGUAUGAUAUUCCCAUCGAGAAGAUCUACAACAAGACUCAGAGGGAUAAGUUCCGUUGGGCCAUUGACAUGGCAACAGCUGAUUAUGUAUUUUAAGCAACAACUCUUGAGCAGGGUGGGUGACCACUGUUUUGUCUUUCGUCCAUUAAAAUUUUAUCAUUUAACACAUCAGUUGUUAUUUGUUUGCUAUGGAUUUACUGUGUUUAUUGUAAUCAUUACAUCUUAUAUGUGAUGACAGUUUGUGAUGUCCCCAUAGUUCGUCCCACUCUGCUCUCAUCGUAGUAUAAUUUUCCACUAUUAGUUAGAAUUAUUUAUUAUUUUUAUAGUGCUUUAAUCGACUUUUAACUAUAGUAUUAUUUUAUAUUAAAAUCGCUUUCCCCGAAGUUCAUCAGAAAAUAUUUAUUUAGAUAGAUGAAUUUAUGUGACAGUUUGUCCUUGUGCGAUUUUUACUUAAUUAUUAAUUAUAUAAGUGUCUUUUAAUGUGUAAAUUUCAAUUUGUUUAUGUCUUAUUAGCUAGAAAAAAAUUGUAGACAAGCCAAAGCCCCAUGGACAAAGUCUCGUGAGUUGAUAUUUUAGAGUGGAGCUGUGUAAAGGUGCUCUUAACAGCAAAAACAGUUCCAGGACUGAGUUGAUACCUUCAUAUCUAUUGUGCAAUCGAUAAUUUUAUUUAGGUACUGAUGAUUCAAUAUGGAUAAAACUGAUUGGAAAGCCAAAAUUUAGGUUGAUCUUUUUUAUUGAGGCUGUGAUUUGAAGGAUGACUACUGUGGUAACGAUUUAUCCAAUAACGGUGACAAAAGUAAAAUAAGGUUGAGGUUUUUUUAGCUUUCUUCAGUUUUGCAACUGAAUCAACAGGGUAUCGGCUAAGUCCUAUUUUCGUUUGUACAUUGUUUUAAUGUAUUGUACUAGAUUUCAUAUUUUGUUAGUCAAUUCAUACAAUAUGUGUGCUAGCGAAGCAACUAUUUAGUUAUACAUCUAAUUAAGGUUAUGGACAAUUUUCAUAUACACAUUUGAAUGUUGUAAAUUGAUAUAUACAUUCGUUUUGUAAAUAUACAACAAAUUUACUGUGAAAAUAAUAGUGCAAAAAAUUGACGGCACUUUAUUUUUGUUAGCUGCCCCUUCUCCCACUUGUAAGUAUGCAUGCAGGUUAGAUUGGACUCGAUCUGUAUUAUGAAAUAGUCGCUGAUCCGGUCUAAUUUGGUUUGACAUUUUUGUGUAAUUUAUUACAGAGGAAAUACAAGUAUAGAUUCUUCUA
Messenger RNA from Macrosteles quadrilineatus (aster leafhopper), 4408 nucleotides. Its product is annotated as DNA topoisomerase I, mitochondrial-like. Gene Ontology annotation, cellular component: chromosome; nucleolus. The transcript has 19 exons. Bases 103 to 3252 code for a protein of 1049 amino acids. The record is from RefSeq and is a predicted model, not a curated record. Lineage: Eukaryota; Metazoa; Arthropoda; Insecta; Hemiptera; Cicadellidae. Gene Ontology annotation, molecular function: DNA topoisomerase type I (single strand cut, ATP-independent) activity; DNA binding. Gene Ontology annotation, biological process: DNA replication; chromosome segregation; DNA topological change.